Molecule: messenger RNA, 13715 nt
Organism: Chinchilla lanigera (long-tailed chinchilla)
Lineage: Eukaryota; Metazoa; Chordata; Mammalia; Rodentia; Chinchillidae
Gene: Hmbox1
Product: homeobox containing 1
Exons: 13
Coding region: 571-1869 (432 amino acids)
Biological process (GO): positive regulation of DNA-templated transcription
Cellular component (GO): nucleus
Molecular function (GO): double-stranded telomeric DNA binding
Source: RefSeq, a predicted model, not a curated record
GCGGGGCUGUUGAUAUCAAUAUGGCGGUUGUCAUCCAGACAAAGACAGUCAGUCUGAUGUGAUUGAGACAAGGGAGGUUUUCAGGGGAAGACUGGGAGAUAGGGGCCUCCCCUCCCCCUUCUCCUCUUCCUGCGCCGGCCUCAAGCCCUCCCCAACCCCGCCCGUCGGGCGCCCCGCGCGGAAGACACCCCUCCCCCUCCUGCUUCCCUCCUCCCUACCUCAGCCCUUCGCACUGGGACGCUGGGGAGGGGGCUGUGCCGGGCGGAGAGAACUCAGCAAGGAUUCUGAGCCUUCAGAAAAUCUUCCUGGAGAGGGAUGUAUGGUUGCCACUUCUGUGCCUGUUUACAGACGUCCACUCUCCCUGGCCCUGGUUCAUCAAAGAAUGGUAAAAAACGUUGAUCAUCUCUGGAAAGGAUAUUGAUCCACCUCAUGUAAAGUAUGCUCAGUUCCUUUCCAGUGGUGAGCGGUUCUCACCUUGACCACCACAAUGGAGAUCAGAGAAGACUGGAAGACACUUAAGUUCACUCCAUAGUAGAGGGCACUGCUGGUGUUGGCAGUUUGCUGGAAACCAUGUCUCACUAUACAGAUGAACCCAGAUUUACCAUAGAACAGAUAGAUCUACUUCAGCGCCUUCGGCGUACUGGAAUGACUAAACAUGAAAUUCUUCAUGCCUUGGAAACUUUGGACCGUCUUGAUCAAGAGCAUAAUGACAAGUUUGGAAGAAGGUCCAGCUAUGGAGGAAAUUCAUAUGGGAAUAGUACCCACAAUGUUCCAGCGUCUUCCUCCACAGCUACAGCUUCUACACAGACCCAGCAUUCGGGAAUGUCCCCAUCACCGAGCAACAGUUACGAUACUUCCCCACAGCCUUGCACUACCAAUCAAAAUGGACGGGAGAACAACGAGCGAUUGUCCACAUCGAAUGGGAAGAUGUCACCAACUCGAUACCACGCAAAUAGCAUGGGUCAGAGGUCAUACAGUUUUGAAGCUUCAGAAGAGGACCUAGAUGUAGAUGAUAAAGUGGAAGAACUAAUGAGGAGGGACAGCAGUGUGAUAAAAGAGGAAAUCAAAGCCUUUCUUGCCAAUCGGAGGAUUUCCCAAGCAGUUGUUGCACAGGUAACAGGUAUCAGUCAGAGCCGGAUCUCUCAUUGGCUGUUGCAGCAAGGAUCAGACCUCAGUGAACAGAAGAAAAGAGCAUUUUACCGAUGGUAUCAACUUGAGAAGACAAACCCUGGGGCGACACUGAGUAUGCGACCAGCCCCCAUUCCAGUAGAGGACCCUGAGUGGAGACAAACACCGCCCCCUGUGUCUGCCACAUCCGGGACCUUCCGACUACGGCGAGGGAGUCGAUUUACCUGGAGAAAGGAGUGCCUGGCUGUUAUGGAAAGUUACUUCAAUGAGAAUCAAUACCCAGAUGAAGCAAAGCGAGAAGAAAUUGCAAAUGCUUGCAAUGCAGUUAUACAGAAGCCAGGCAAAAAACUAUCCGAUCUGGAACGAGUUACCUCCCUGAAAGUAUAUAAUUGGUUUGCUAAUAGACGGAAGGAGAUCAAGAGGAGAGCCAAUAUCGAAGCAGCAAUCCUGGAGAGUCAUGGGAUAGACGUACAGAGUCCGGGCGGCCAUUCCAACAGCGAUGAUGUCGAUGGGAAUGACUACUCUGAGCAGGAUACUUGGCAAGUACGCAAUGGGGAGGAGGAGGAGGGAAGAAGUUCAGAGGGAGGCAGAGAAGCAGAGAAGGAUGAUAGUACGAGCCAUAGUGACCACCAAGACCCCAUCUCGUUAGCUGUGGAAAUGGCAGCAGUCAACCAUACUAUCUUGGCAUUGGCCCGACAAGGAACCAACGAAAUCAAGACAGAGGCCCUGGAUGAUGACUGAUCAGGGAGGGUUAGACACAAGUUAACUUAGUUUAGACGUAGCACCUUAGCAGACUUUCCUUGGUCCUUAACAUGUGUUCUUACAGUAUAACUUGCAGUUUCUUGUAUGUCAGGUAGCCGUUAGGGUCUUGUUCUGUGAAGAUGGCAUGGUGCCCUCAGCCUUUGCAUAUACUCUCUCAGUAUUAAUUCCCAGUAAAUAAUAACCAACCAACCAACCAGACUUCCCUCUCCCAGCCCCCGAGGCUAGAAAAUCUUGCUGCUCCGUCUUAGCAUUCCAAGAAAGUGCUUCCAGGUAUUUAGGUAGCCCUCAGUUCUCAAGUAUUAGGCUAUGUGUAAAACCUUGGGUACCUUUAGAUACGUGUAACACUAGUCUGUACCCCUUUUCCUUCCCCAGACUGAUAGGAUGCAAGCUGAGGCAGUGGCACAGGAUUGACAGACACCACUUGGGGAGUAUCCAGAGCAAAAGGAACACUAGAACCCCACCUCAGCGUGAGACUCACUGAUUUCAGCUGCAAUAAGCCGUGCCUCAUAUAGUCACACUGUGGCUAGAUUACACUUCUUUGGGUGCUGUGCUAAGAAUGUCCAUGGAAACUCGAGCUCAGAUUUGGUUGGUGUUAACAUGCCUGACACAGACAUGCUUUCCUCUCACAAGCUGUGUGACCUAGUAGAUAAAAUACUGCCUUCUGCCUUUGGGACCAUGAUUCAAAACAAAACAAAAAAGACAAAAAAAAAAAAAAAAGUUACGAAAAAACAAAACCCAGCUUGAGAGCAUUGGAAAAAAGUAUGAGCUGAAUGUCUAACGGAUGCUAAGUCCAGUCCUCAGAACCACUGUACAUUCCGUGGCACAGUUAUCAGUGCCUGCCUGGAAAAGCCUUGGAGGUUGUCCUGGUGUCCCCUUUCCCUGCUACCAAAAAGUCUUUCAAGGAUGGAGCUAAGGUCAGAAAUGAGUAAAAGGACACAGUCUCUGUAUCCAUUAACAGAAGCCCCCUCAGUCUGAGUCGAUAGAGGACUUAGGGGAUUUUGCUGACUUGACUAUCACAGAUGCAAACACUUGCCUAAACGGGAGCAGAAAAAAGCAGGGGACAUUCACCACUUCCAUGGUGGGUGUGCGAGAUACAGCGGGAUGUGACUGCUUUGUUGUUCUCUUUACUCUGUCCUUGUAGAGGUGUGAGAAGCUAUAUUGCUACAGGCAAUUUAUUUAAUAAUUGGAAGCCAUAUUGAUAAUGGAUGUGGUAAUAUUUGUAAAGUCUAAUCUACUUUAUGCGGCAGUAACUAAUGGAAUUUUUUUCCUUGAUCACAUAUGUAGCACUUUUGUUACUUUUUAAAGAUAUUUAUAUUUGAUAAAUCUUUUUUUCAUUUUGAGAACUCAAAAUACCAAACAGUGAACUUGCGUUAUAAAGUCACCCUGUGAUCACCUUGUCAUCUAGUAGCAAAAUGAUGAACUAUUCAUGCAUCAAAGAAAAUUAUAUCUGCUGGCCUUGUAUGAAAAUGAUCUCCUGGUAUCCGAUUAAAUGACACACUGUAACUGUGGGUCAGAAAAAAACAGCCUUCAGCGUAGCGGUAGGGGUGGCAGAAGAGGCACAACAGCCGGGCACUUCCUGCCGGGUUCCAUCGCUCCUCUGUGUGUCUGAGGAAGCCUCGUUUAGGGGAAGGCUGGGCAGACUGUUACGCGAGACUUCUGUCUUUCUGUCCAUUACCUGAAACAGUCUGAGGUAGAAGGAAGAUGCCAUUUCCUCACACCCCCGCACCCUCACCAAAUGUGCUCAACCUAAUUUGAGAAAGGCUCACUGGCCUUCCGUGUUGCUCCCUUUCUCGUUGGGAUGUUGAAUAGCGGCCAGUUUUUAGUUGGUCUCUGCACUUAAGGCAGCACUGAUGUGAUCAUUCCCUUGGCUGUACAUUGUGCUUGUGGAUGUCUUUGUGAGGGCAUGAGUAUGCUACCUUCCUAUGUCUGUACUUAAGAGUUAAGGCGGGGCCUGGUCCUGCCCCGUCCGUGGAUUUCAGGGGGGAAAUGUACAUAUUUUCCCCAACUUCCAAGAGUUGAAGUGAAACAGAGCCGUCUUUUCUGUGUUACUGUAUUACUUGAACCAACAAAUUCAAGAGUAGCAUUUGUUAUUCUCAGGAAUGAGCCCCCUCCCACACACUCCUCCUACUCAUUCUCUGUUUAUUGUACUUUUUAUUUCAAUUGUGAGAGUUUCUUUCCUCUUAUUUUACUUAGAAGAAAUAUAUCUUUCCAUUUUGGUAGCAUUUUGUCUGCUUAUUCUCAGAUGAAUCAGAAAGAACACGGAGAGGGAAAAAACAUUCUCUGACAAACCACAUGCAUGAUUUAUUGUCAGGAGAUUAUUAUAAUUGAUAGCUUCUUUAGGAUGGGAUUCCUAGUGUCAUUUGUUUGGUAGUCUUUUUAAAGGAGCAGACCCAAACUGCUAAGACAGCUGCAGUUUGUAAAGAAAUCCAGUGAUUGCCACAGAAAAGCUAAAAUGUUUUGCUGUUUUAAGACCUUUGAGGAUGAAAAAGCACCAGAGAGUAAGGAGGAGUUGGCGUCUGUGCAGGCAGCGCCGGCCGGGCUGGCAGUGUAACCCCUCGGGGCACUGCUGCCCAGGCACAACAUGCGGUGCUGAGCCGGUGGGGAUGGAGGGAGGACAUCUGCCCACAGCUCUGGGGACUAGCAGAGACCGCCAGCUGCUCUUUGCUUUUUCACCAGGUGUGAGAAUGAACAUCUUCGGGGUCAAGAUUUAACACUUCUUUUGGUUUUCUAUUUGUCAUCACCAGGUUUGGCUCCCCUCUGUCUUGCCCGGACCACCUUAGUUUUUAUAAUGGUGAAUACAGCCUGCCACUGUUUGGUUUCUAGUAUUUCAGAUGGGAAGAUUUUCCUUGAGCCUUUUCAGGUUUUAGGUGUGGUAUUAAAAUAGAAAUCCUCGAAAUGCUCCAUCACUGAAGAGAAAAGCCAGACUCUUAAAAAUCACAUCCCGUGCUUCUUGGUGGCUCUGAACCUGCUCUCGCCUCUUUCUGUGCUUCAGGUCCCAGAGGACUCUUGGAGUUUUGUUCCUUUCUAGUCAAGGAAGGUUCUUUAAAGUGUGGGGUCUAUUCGUGUAAUUCAUCUGUUAUUGUUAUUUAAAGAUACUGUAAUUGAAUUACUGUGAUCAGAUGUGCAAGCCUCCCACCCACCCCCCUCACAAAGGUACCCAUCCAAGGCAGUUUCCACCCGUGGGCGGGAGCAGGCGGGCAGUGCAGCAGGGUGGCUGACACCAUCGAGUGCCGCUCAGUACUGUGCAGACAUUUUGCUUCGUUUCAGCAGACCUGGCAGUGCUGGAGUAUCCCAUCAGACACAUUUCCUCUCAAUCUCAGUUCUCUGAGUGGCCCUUCACAGGAAGAGGGAAUCUGAGAGCCUGAGAGCCCCUUCUAAGGUACCUUUCACCCCAGCUGCACAGAGGUGAGGAAGAAGCUCGUUCACACUGAAGCAUGCAAACCCGGUACUCCAGCUUGUGGAAGACUUCUGAUUCAGUGGGACCUGUGUAGUCCCAAUGUCUGGAUAGAUUCUUACCUCAAAGGGGAUAAAUUAUGAAGAAUUUAUUGACACAGUUGUUUCAGCUCUCCUGCUUUGGCCUUCAUCUUCAGGAACUCCUGUGAGAAACUUGCCUCCUGGAUACGCAGCGUUAGGCAUCAAAUAUAAUAGACGCAAUCAGCAGUCUCCUGUCACUUCCUCUUCAUCUCUGAACAGUUUCUCUUUGUUCUCUCUGUGCUGCACCACCAUGUCCUGGUCUUGAGUUGGCCUUGCUGGAGUGUCUUCUGGCAGCAGCAGGGGUACUGCUCAGUAGCGCCCUCUUCAGCAGUCUGAGGACACAGCAUAUGGAGCCCAGCUCCAUAUGCAGCUGAGCCUCCACCUCAUCUCUGCCCACAGCUGUGGGAAUCAACCCUUCUGCACAACUGAUCGCCACCCUGCCCUAGGAAUGUGAGCUUCAAGUCCUCACCCUCUUUCUGGUCUUUAGAAGGAUUUAGGUAGAAGAGUCUUCCCAUUUAACUUGCUCUGCCUUUUAAAAAUGCUUUUAUCUUUUGUUCAGAGAACAACCAGAGUAUUUUUUCCCUGUGAGUCUCAACAGAUUCGUAGGCAAUAACUUUUCUUGUGGUUGAUGAUCUUGUGCUCAGCGGCACUCUGUCUACAUUGAAUAGUCCUGACUUCCUCUGCUGUGCGUUGGUUUCUGUGUUAAUCUGGUGAUUUAAAUCUUGGGCCAGAGUGCUGAUGGAUUGUGUCAUUUUGUUGUGAUUAUCAGUAAUGUUUUACUACUGUGUUCCUUGCGGCUGGGUCAAGACCAGCCAAAUCCAUGUAUAGCUUUACUGAGCCGGAUUUAUUUGUCAAGAUUUCCCAGGUGAGAGUUGGGCUCACUGAGCAGCUCUGCUGGUGGGUGGAGGGGUGGCGGGGGGUGCACUGGGCAGGGCCAUGUUACAGCAUUCCUUUGUGUGUGUGCUCCUUAAAUAGCGAGAUGCUGACUCAGGACUUGGGGAUCACCUUCGGCUGUGUUGAGCUCGGCGAGCUGAGCUGUGUGCCCUGAAACCCUCCCACUGUCUCUUGGUUUCCGAAGUGUCCGGCCUGCUUCACCCAGAACCGCUGAGUGGUCUGUGGGAAGCGCCCUCCUGAGAGCAGGAGGCCUUCCCGGAGACAGCGUGGAGCGUGGCCCCUUCGCAUGCUGUCGUGCAGGUGCCUUCCUUACACACUCUUGGCCCCAGAGAUGCCUCCCUGCAUCUUUGAAGCCUACUACAGACUCCUUACCGUUCCGAGAACCCAGACACACAGGGGAAAGGCUCUUGAGAUCGGUGCGCCGAAACGGUUGCCGACGACAGAAAUUCCUCCCCCUGUGCAGCGGGUGCUGUCCACAGGCCGCUCCGGUGCCCUUCCUUUACGAUCUGUAAGCAAGAAGCGCCUGCUCUUGGUCCCACAGACCACACUGCUGUUAGGUCUGACUCUUAAGUGCAGCUUUGGUCUUCACACCCUCCAGCGCCGGAAGUUUGUGAAUGGAGACGUUUCUGUAUCGCCUUCAUUAGUCUUGGUGGGGAUGAGAAAUAGCGAAAAGAAAGCUAAGCCCAAGAAACCCAGUCUCCUGUUGCACUGCGUCUCUUUUGUAGUCGGGAAAGGAAGGGAUAUAGGAGAGAAGGGUGAGGGAAGAUGGGCGGCUCCCGGUUCCCGUCUUGCCAGCAGAUGCCUUGGGGCCGCAGGUGUGCGUCGCCCCUUUUCAUUGCUGACAUUUUGGUACAGCUAACUCCAGUGGAGGCCGUUGAAGUGAAACCUGCCUGGCGCUUUCCGGCACUGGACAGUGUACCGGGGACACUUCAGGACCUGUCCUCUGCUGCCGUCCCCUCUGUGUGCCGGGUUUGCCCUGUCUGUCCGUCCUUGUGUCCGUCCUGACUGUGGUCCCUUGCUCAGUGUGUGCCCCUCCUCGCGGUGUGGGGCAGCGGGCAGCAGGUGGCGCGUGUGCGUGCACGUGCCGCCCUGCGCCUGAGAAAUCAGGGAGGCCGGCUCCCCCGACUCCAUUUUCGUUUUCUCUCCUUUAAAUAAGACUGGCUGUGUACAGCCAUAAUUAACUCACAAAUUCACAUUGGUGUGCUGCGAUCAAAGGGAGGUUUGGCUGAAUCUUUUCAAAUUGUAACCAUGGUAAUUGAGGGGGGUGGCACAGAAUGAAUAUAUAAAAAUAUAAUGGCAAUUGUUCUGAAUGACUGAGUGUCCUCCUGACAUGUAAUUAGCUGUUUUAGCAGGAUGUAGAUUGGCAUGGUCAUAAUUAAGAGGAUUUCUGUCCUUUAUGUGAUUGAAAAUAGCAGAGCUCCCAUCCCUUGUUCCCUUUUAGCACUAAUGCUCCCAAGAACAUUUGGAACGGCAACUCGGUAAACUAAAAUAAUGACAUAGUAUUCAUGUUCUCUCAAAGUGAAGAGAAGGAUUUGGAGUUAUUUCAGCCCCAAAAUGGAAGCCGUGAUUAUUGCUCUCCGUGUGACUUCUGAGUUCUCUGAAGCCGCUCUCAUCCACUUGGCUGUUCCACCUUGGGCAGAGUCCCAGGCCAAGGCAGCCUGCGCCAAGGCCCGGCCCCUGCCCUCCGCGCGGGCCUGCGGGGCCGCGUCUGCUCCCCCACGCACCUCGGGCUUUCAGAGUUCUCCCGGGCCCCUCAGCGUCUCCCCUGCCGUCCCCUUCACCAAGUGGCAGUUCGCGGGAGCUGCGCCGCGUCUUCCUCACUGGAUCUAAGCUCCAGAGCAGACGGCCUGACAAGGACACAGGCUGUGACCUCCCCCGGGCCUGGCGGGGGCGCAGAGCUGCUCUGUGCUGCGGUCAAGGCCCGUGAGAGUGUGCCCGGCCUUCCUCACACCACUCUUGCCGGCCAGGUGCCACCCUCCCUGCGUCAGCUCCCUCUGCAGUUGUGCUCGCAGCGUGCUGUGUCCGGGUGCUCACGAGUCCUCUUCUCGUUCCCUGUCCUCCCUACAUGUCCUCAAACCUGCACAGUCCCCCGGUCAUGGCCCCCCUUGUCAUCCUGAGGUGCCCUUGGGCAGCACCCCUUCUUCGCUCGCCAGCCUUUCUCUAGCAUACGGUGGUGCCGUUUUCUUCCCCCAUCACUCGCAGGAGCCUUCAUCCAGGUGCGCGUGGCGGCACCAACAGCACCAAGGCGCCUUCACCACUUCCUGCCACCUGCUUCCUGCCCUUCCCCGGCUGCUCAUUCAGGCCUGGCCAGCAGCCACUGAGGAAAGUACAGCUCUGGCUUUUGUUCUUACUUUGCUGCUUGCCCUGGUACAGGUCUUGCCCUUCCACAUCCACAGGAACCCUGGGCUGCCGGAAGCGCGGGUUACAGUUCUAUCUGCUGAGAGGCUGCUUGUUUAGAAGUGUCCUCCUCCUCUUCCUCCUCCUCCUCCUCCUUUUCCUCCACUCGGCGCUCAGGAGACUGUUUCGGGCCUUGGCUUCCUUUUGCUGUGUUCCUCCCCACAGGCCUGUAGUGGAAUAGUAGGCUCGCUGGUUUAGAGACAGAUCCUGUGUCCACGCAGGGCUCCUCUCCUAAAGGCCACUUACCAGGUAGAGACCAAGAACUGAGCACAUGCGCUAACUUGGUGACCGUGGGGCGUUCUCUAAAGAAGCCAGCAGACGUUCCCUGGUCUGCUCACAUCCAGAGGAUGCAGGAUCCGUGCUGCAGUCGGAACCCCUAACGAGAGUGCCAUCUCGGGAUGUGCUGCCACUGAGAGGAGGUGGAGACACUGCCCUCCCCGUGUCCCCAGGGGCACUGUGACCCAAACUUCCUGCGCCCAGUUUUCUUUACCAGCAGCGGCCCUGUCCCACCAUGGAAAAACCACCUGACCAGAAUCAAUGACAACAUACGUUGUGCUCACCAUGAAAUACUUAGUUUUGGGGAGAAAACACCAGAAGCCAAUUGUACUUGUAAGACUGUCUGAAGACGCUGCCAUUCUAAAUCAGUUUUGGGAGACAGGCGAGCAGCCGUCCCCGGCAGUGCCACUGUAGCCACAGCAGGCCGUGGCCACCAGUGCCUGUUCACCCUCCGAGGGGAGCUGGAAGAGGACAGACCCCACCACCUUGCAUCCUCCACGGACCACCUUGAGUCUUCCUACUUGGCCAGCGAGGUGUGAAAUGUGGGGACAUAAGCCCCUGGCUGUGUUGGAGCAUGAGGGAACCGCAGGUGGUGGUCACCCGUGUGGGGCCAAAGGGACGACUGUCCCCUGCACUCCACGCUCGUAGCCCAGUAGUACAGUGAGAAGCAGGGCGCAGUUGCUGUCGCCUUAGGCACCCUGCUUGUGUUCGGAGUGUGCUGCUGUGCCUUCCACUCCUCUUGCUGUUCCCUCCACAGUAGUGACGAUGGCCGGGUGGGAUACUGUGGGAACAGGUCGACGCCCCGGUGCUGUCAGUGUCUGCCCUGUCAUAGCUGGGUCUGCUCAUCGCAAGCCUCACCUGGUCCACGGGAGCAGCUGCGUGGCCGCGAGUCCAGGUUUCAGUCCAGCCUAGGGCCUUCUCGUAUCCAAAGUCCAGGAUGGAACAGGCUGCCCAGCCCUGGGCCAUUUGGAGGCUCAGUGACUUACUGGUCAGGGACACUGGACAAGGGACUUAGGCUCUGAGCUUCCCUGAAGAUUCUCUGAAAAUUCUAUCCCUCCCUCCUACCUCUUCCUCUUACUGUAAAAAUAAGAGUUGCUUCUGUUCUGUCUCCCUCCCCUAUCUUGAUAGGCAUCCUUAAAGUACAAGAGAAACAGCCACAGCUUUGGAGCUGUCCCCAUGAGGGAACCCCCUGGGUGGUAAGUUGGGGUCGAAGACUCAUUGGGACAUAGCUGGCUAGUGAGGUUUUUGUGACCAAGCCCUCACUCGGGGGCCCCUGACACCCUCGUCCGGAGGGGAGCACGUACCGUGCCUUUCCUGCCGGCGCUGACCAGGACUCUGCUCUCUACACCCUUGGCUGCCAGGAGACCCAGAGUGGGGCGCAGCCUGCGGGCCCACGGCAGAGACAGUUUUCGGGACUUGAGUUCAGCAUGCGGCCUCCCUUAUGUCGGCGUCUUCCCAGUGCUUCCGGGCUGAGUCUGAACUUCAGUCCUGCUGUUUGGUGUUUGGCUUCUUUUGAGCACAGAAAGCGUCCCCAUUUUUGCUUUACUGGAAGUAAGAGCCCAGCAUAAACGUGAGGGUCACUUUGCACUGCGCCAUUCACUGCAGCUAUUAAGCUGGAAAACAAAACAAGCGUUAAUGUUCUUAAUGUAAACAGCUUCCCCAGCUCCCGCGGGUGUUGCAGCCGCCAGGGCAUCGGGCAGCCCACAGCAGAGUGGGUGGAGAGGAGAGCUCGAUGCGGGCUUCCAGGAAGCGUCCUCCUUCCGGUUGGCCUUGGCGCCCAUGCCCUUGUGUGGGAAUCGGUGACCCCUGCCUCUCGCAUCUCUAAACAUGGGCACCAGGGAAACAAAACCACAGCGGGUGGGGCGGGUGCACGCCUUCCACGCGCCUGAGUGCUGGCGAGGCUUCUUCACAUCUGGUUUUGCCAAACCCCGCUCUGAAGGCCCUGCUUUCCCCAGUCAUUUCCUCGAGUUGAGCAUGCGACAGCACGUGGGCGUCACCUGCGCCUCCUGCAGCCCUGUGCAUACCUUCAGGGUCCCAGCCUGCCGCCUCAGUGGCCCCUUAUCCAUCUUGGCCACCACUGGCAUCUGACGCCCACCCUGGCCAGCAGUGGGACACCCCCUGAUGGAAGAUGCUGAGACCGAGGCAGUCACUUCCCCUGGUGGAGCCUGCAGCCUGCUCCGAUCGCCUGCGCCCGCCUGUCCUCCCCCGCUGUGGUCACGCAGAGAGCAGCACCUUCCCAGGAUGACUCUUGUUUAUGUUUAAGUGCCUAAGCAAGUUGCAGACCUCUGGAUCCUGCCAGUUAGCCUGCCCCGCCGUGCCCUCCCCCCUCCCCCUGCCUGGCCCUGGGGUAGGCUUGGGCUCCCCCCAGUAUCCCUGCCGUUCUGCAGGCGGAGCGGCCCCAGCCCAGGAGUUGGGGGAGCUCUUCAGCGUGUCAGGUGGCUCCGUCACUGCUCCCAGCUCUUCUGUUGUUGGUCUUGGUUCAUAGCUUUGAGGAGCCCGCUUAGCAGGGGCUCGGUGGCUGCCAUGAAGGCAGGAGACAGGACCACUCAAACCAAAAGCCUGUCUCCUAGCGGUGGCGACGCGCCCAGACACGGCAGAGCAUGACUUGCCCAGCUGUGCCCCGGGGGACAGGGUGCCUGCUCGCAGCCGCCAUCAGGAGGUGUUCGCCAGAUCCUCGUGCAUCGCCGCAGAUGAGUGAGGGGGUUUGCUUUUUAAGGUCAUGUAGGUCUGACCUAGGUUUGGGGCCUUCGUUACACGGUGAGCACAGGACAGAUGACGCUGCACUUGUUCAGAUCCCACCGCCAGCAGCACGCAGAUGAUUUGUGGGUGUGUUAAAAGGUUUUGCAAAUGGAACAAUCCAUACCCAGGCACUUUAUUUUCGUUAAUAACCCAGCAUUUUUGUUCAGACAAUGAGUAACCCAACGUUGGCCUGUGACACGCGUGGGCGAGUGCAUUCUGCCUCGGAGAGAGCAGGGCAGCGGGGGAGAAGGUGGCAACACGGAGAGGAGAGCGCCCCUGUGGCCAGGGCCCGCCUGUCCCCGUGCGACUGAGCAGGGAAGAAUGUAGCUGAGGCCCUGGGCUAGGGAGGACGCAGAGGCGGCGGAGGGCCUGGCCGCUUGUCCCUUCCCUGGACUCACUGCAGCCAGGGCAGGGCGCUGAGCAACGGUUCCGUCUCGUGCCGUGUGCGCUUGUCCCGUGUGUGCAGGGCUGGGCGUGGGCUGGCGCAGAGGACACGCCAAGCCGUGGGCGCCGGCCUGCGUCGGCUUCUCAAGGCUGCGUGCGCUCAGCAUCCGCGAACAGCCCAGUGUCCGAGAGCGGCCGCGCACGCCCGCCGUGGCUGCUGUGUCUGUCUCGGUGUUUCCCGCCGGCGUCUCCUCUGGUCUCCGGCCCCAUCGCGCACCACGUGUCCCUGAGGGCGUCACACCUGUGUCUGAGUCUGCUGUAAGGUGUUCAGUCUACCUCAAGGGUCACCACGGUAAGCUCUGUCACGGAACCCUCCCUCCGCGCCACACACUGGAAUGUAGCCCGCCCGCCACCCGUCUCCUGUAAUCACCACAAAUCCUAGUGCAAAUUGGAUGCUGCUUUAAAUGUGAAAACAAUUGUUCAAAAGCUAUAAAACCUGAAUGAAAGCUAAAGCUGAAUUUAUAAGCCUUGUUGCAUAUGAGCCAAAAGUGCAAAAAGCUCUAUAUAAUGAACUAACCUGCCACUCGUAUAAAUAUAAAUAUAUAUAAAUAUAUUAAAAUCAGACUGUUCUACAAAAUUGUGUAUUUGUAUUUUUGUGUACGUACAAUUUUCUGCUAAGCAGAAGGAGGAUGUAGUAUAGGAUGCUGUGAGAAGAGAUUUGGUUUACUCCUAUUUCUUUGUUACUUAUUUUUGUUAACAUCAGAUGCCUGUCUUCGUCUUCUGUGUAUGACACUGUUUGGAAAGCUGCAGUAUCUCUCUUCCUUAGGGCCGGAGUCCAGAGAGAACCACGUCUGGGCCUUAGAGAUCUGUCUCGGCCGCUCGGCACAGAGGGAGCGGGGCGCAGCGCCUCACCGCGGAGCCACACCCGCGCGGUCCCGAGGUGGCACAGAGGGAGGGACGUGACUCUCGAGGGCCGGGCGGGCUCGGGGCCUGCUGCCUGUAGACAUCAACUUGCCCUUACACGAGCCCUGGCUCCCUCCAGGAAGGCUCUGCUCGGCGUCCGUGAGGAGGGCCACGGGCUGGCCCCAAACAGGACAGGGCCGCUCACCUCCCUUGGCAGCAGCAGGUGGCUCCAGCUGGCACAGCGCCCCGCUCCAGGUCCUCGCUGCCUUUCUCCGAUCAGGUGGCCCCACGCCGCCUGCUGCUCCGCAGCCAGACCCCAGCCUGGUCCCAGAGCAUUACCAAACCCACUCUGCCGGUGCUAAAUGCGAGAGGGGGGCAGUGGCUGCGAGGCCCGCCCGGGACCCCCAGCCGGGGCCGGGCACCGUGCCCUCGCGGAAGCUGCCCUAGGGAGAGUGAUACUGCAGCUUCGCCCGUAGGACUCGGACUCCACAGUGUGUGAUGACUGUAGCGGGAAGCGCUUGUUUCUGGGUGGCAGCGAUCAGAGAAACAAGUGCUCUAUUGUAUUGAUUAAAAUAGUUCCAAUGAGUCCUGUAUCAUUGUAUCUCCUAUUCUGGAUUAGUGCCUUUUGGACAGUAGACUGUUCUGUAAUUAAAAUGUAGUAUACUGCUUUUUUGUACAGUUUUGUUUUAAUAAAACUUUUUUUUAAUUUGUGUUUAUUUUAGUAUUGUACCUACUAGAGAAUAAAAUGUAUAACUGAA